ACUGCGACGAAGCGAUAGCGCGACCGAGGCGAUGUCAAAACGAAUGGCUGUGACGGAUUAUAAUUAUGGAUCGUGUAGAUAGUAAACAGUCGUACGUACAACAGCUGUGAGCCUUUAUCUAGUCCGAGAUAAAUGAGGAUUAUCACGGGUAGCGUGUCACGAUGAAAAUUGAUCGCUGAAGCGACUCGAUUAAUUUUCAAGGGACAUCGAGGCUGGCGGAAAGAAAUUAUGCCUCGGAAACUCUCUCGUGACAGCUCGAUGAAGUAGCGGUGCCUCCUAGGUUAUGUUGUUCUGUCAAAGUGUUCGUCGCCUAUCGAAGGAUUCGUCGCCACGUAGAGAAGAAUAAGAGAUAAUAUAAUAUGGGCGAUCAUAUCGGCGAUAACAUAUUGAUCCCGCAGGUCGACAACGUCGUGUUGAUCGACAGGAGCGAUGGCAGUAACAAGAGCAUGGAUGGGACACUAUGCAUCAGUGGUCAUCAUCUCAUCUUAUCUUCUAGGCAGGACGACGGGCAGGAGCUCUGGUUGAUGAACCGUAACAUCGACGUUGUAGAGAAGAAACUGAACACCCAGAGCCCAGGCGGUAGCAUAAUAUUGAAAUGCAAAGACUUUCAGAUUCUUCAGUUAGAUAUUGGUUCCACUAAUGAUUUAAUGAAUGCCAUAUUAUCCAUAGAAAAGCUGAUAUCAUUAGAUCAGACUCUACAAUAUCCAUUCUUCUAUCGACCACAGACAACCAACAAUGUCAUGGUACAAGUAGAGGAUGGAUGGACAGCGUUCGCACCUGUCUCUGAGUGGUCCAGAUUGUUGGCGGCACACGGGGAUGAGUGGCGCAUUAGUUAUUUGAAUAGAGACUAUAAGGUGUGCAAUUCAUAUCCAUCGGCGGUCAUAGUGCCACGUCAGGUGGAUGACAAAGUUGUCGUAGCUUCUGCUAGCUUUAGAGACGGCGGAAGAUUCCCUGUUUUAUGUUACAGACAUGAGGGAGGGAGUAUACUGUUGAGAAGCAGUCAGCCAUUAUGCAGUGCUACUGGUAAAAGAUGUAAGGAAGAUGAAAGACUGUUGAAUGCAGUUUUAGGUCCGGGAAGACGUGGUUACAUAGUGGAUACGAGAUCCAUUAGUCAAGCACAGAGCGCCAGAGCCAAAGGUGGAGGCACGGAAAUGGACAUUGCUUAUCCACAAUGGCGAAAAGUACAUAAACCAGUUCCUCGACCGCACGAUUUAGCAGAUAGUUUCUACAAGUUAAUAGAAGCUUGCAACGAUGUGAAUAGUUCUACUUCGCAGUGGCUAUCGCGAUUGGAUAGCAGUGGAUGGCUAACUGCUGUACAAAGUGCUUUAAACGCAGCUUGCGUUACCGCGCAAUGCCUGCAUCAAGAAGUCGCAGCUGUGCUAGUGCAUGGCAGCACAGGUAGAGAUUCUACAUUAGUGGUAACUAGUUUAGCCCAGGCGAUCCUGAAUCCUGAUUGUCGGACGGUACGAGGACUCCAGGCACUCAUAGAACGCGAAUGGUUGCAAGCGGGCCAUCAAUUUUUCAGCCGAACCCGUUGUGGAGCGUAUCAGUCCUCGAGCUCGCAGAAUCCAACGCACGCGCCGACCUUCUUACUCUUUCUCGAUUGCCUGUAUCAGUUGCAUCAUCAAUUCCAAUUCAGUUUCGAGUACACGGUAGAUUUACUUAUCAGAUUGUAUAAGCACGCCUAUUCUUCAAACUAUGGUACAUUUUUAGGUGAUUCGGAAGCGGAGAGAAUAAAACUACGAUUAUCGGAACGAACUUAUAGCUUGUGGUCGUAUAUGAAUCAACCGGACGUUUUAGAACAGUGGAUAAAUCCGUUGUACGAACCGAAUCCCGGAGUGAUCUGGCCCAGCGUCGCACCAAUCAGUAUUAAACUAUGGAGGGAAUUGUAUCUGGCACAUACGAACGCAGCUUCGUGGGAUGGUAUGCUUUCUUACGCAAAGCAGAUCAAACAGAAUCACACGGCGGUGCGCAAGGUGGCCGGACAGUUGCAUGCGCAGAUCAAGCAAGCGUUGGAGGAGAUUCGGUCAGAUCCGGAUAUGUCGAGAGGGGACGCGGACGGUCAGGAAGAGCAUCCUCGUAUCGCGCAAUUGAGUCUAGAGUCCCAGAGUACUUGAUAUAGAUUUGUAGAAACCGAGAAAAUCUAAAGUCCGCACUGCUGUUCAACGAUCUUGUCAAUAUGCCUUCGAUUAUAUAAUACCACGUUAGCUCGUAAGAAUCAACUGUCUCCGCGAAUAGCCUGCCACGAAUGCCGAAGCCUUCGUAAUCAUGAAUUCUCGAUUAAUUCUUUUUCUUAAUAUUUCUCUCUGAGAUUACAAAAAUAUAUAUAUCUAUUCAUCUAUUAAAAAAAUGGCUCUACUGGUUUUAUAAAGCGGAUUACAUCUGCUGAUAUAUAAAGUCAAUCUUGUAUAUAUCUAUAUGUGUGUAAAAGAUAUCUCCCGUAAUCGACAUACAUCACAUUAUGCUCUUCGUCUGUAUAGGAAAAUUUGCAUCACGAAAAACGUGUUUUGUGUAAACGAUUCAAACAACACGAGAUGAAUUGUGAUAUUUUUUAUUUUAUAAAACGCACAUAACUUGUGUGUAUCGCAUGUAAUAAUCUUAACAGUGCAUAUAUUACAUAUAAUAAUUUAUCAAUUAUUAUAUAUAAUAUAUAUAUCAUUUCC
This is a messenger RNA of Camponotus floridanus (Florida carpenter ant), 2663 nucleotides long. RefSeq names its product myotubularin-related protein 9. The record is from RefSeq and is a predicted model, not a curated record. The coding region runs from base 360 to 2117 and encodes 585 amino acids. Lineage: Eukaryota; Metazoa; Arthropoda; Insecta; Hymenoptera; Formicidae. The transcript has 7 exons. Gene Ontology annotation, biological process: negative regulation of autophagy.